This is a messenger RNA of Odocoileus virginianus texanus, 9298 nucleotides long. NCBI's taxonomy places the organism in Eukaryota, Metazoa, Chordata, Mammalia, Artiodactyla, Cervidae. The record is from RefSeq and is a predicted model, not a curated record.
CAAUGCAGGAGACAUGGUUCUAUCCCUGGGUCAGGAAGAUCCACUGGAGAAGGAAGUGGCAACCCACUCCAGUAUGGAAAAAGCUACGGAUAGAGAAGCCUGCGGUCUCUAGUACAUGGCAUCACAAAAAGACUGGGACAUGACUUAGUGACUAAAACAACAAUUGGAGUCCUAGAAGGACAGGAGAGAGAAUAUCUGGCUUGGCUGCAAUGAUAUCUGUCACCUUACUUGUUUUUCUCUUGACCCUAGUGGCUUACUUAUAACCAACUGAAUAGAGGUGAAAGUGAUAUCCAAGCUACAUAGAGCAACUGCAUGUAGGUAUGCAGUCAGCAGUCCUGGCUGAGCCCAGCAUUUGAGAUAUUCCAGCUCAGGGCCCAUCAUGUGAAUGAAGAGGCCUCCAGAUGGACCCAGCUCCCCACCUUUCAUCUCUUCCAAGAUUCACUAAGAAUCUUUCCCCGGACAAAAUCAAUUUGAGCACCCUGAAAGGGGAGGGUCAGCUGACCAACCUGGAGCUGGAUGAAGAGGUUCUACAGAAUGUGCUGGAGCUCCCCACCUGGCUAGCCAUCACUCGGGUUUACUGCAACAGGGCGUCGAUCCGGAUCCAGUGGACAAAGUUGAAGACACACCCAAUUUGCUUGUGUCUGGAUAAGGUAGAGGUGGAGAUGAAGACCUGUGAGGAGCCUCGGCCGCCCAAUGGACAGUCUCCCAUUGCCCUCGCUUCAGGACAGAGUGAGUAUGGCUUUGCUGAGAAGGUGGUGGAGGGGAUGUUCAUCAUUGUCAACUCCAUCACCAUCAAGAUUCACUCCAAGGCCUUCCACGCUUCUUUUGAAUUGUGGCAGCUCCAGGGCUACAGUGUCAACCCCAACUGGCAGCAGAGUGACCUGCGCCUCACCCGCAUCACUGACCCACACCGAGGAGAGGUUUUAACAUUUAAGGAAAUAACUUGGCAAACACUUCGAAUUGAGGCAGAUGCUACAGACAAUGGUGAUCAGGACCCAGUCACCACUCCAUUGAGGCUUAUUACCAACCAAGGCAGGAUCCAGAUAGCCCUCAAGAGAAGAACCAAAGAUUGCAAUGUGAUAGCUUCCAAGCUGAUGUUCCUGUUGGAUGACCUGCUCUGGGUGCUAACGGACUCGCAGCUCAAGGCUAUGAUGAAAUAUGCAGAGUCGCUGAGUGAGGCCAUGGAGAAGGCUGCCCAGCAGAGAAAGAGCCUGGCCCCUGAACCUGUACAGAUCACCCCACCUGCUCCCAGCGCGCAGCAGUCCUGGGCCCAGGCGUUUGGUAGCAGCCAGGGCAGCAGCAGUAGCAGCAGCAGCCGCCUCAGCCAGUACUUUGAGAAAUUUGAUGUGAAAGAGUCCUCCUACCAUUUGCUCAUCUCGCGCCUGGACCUGCACGUUUGUGAUGAUAGCCAGUCCCGAGAGCCAGGUGUCUCUGCAAACAGACUCAUGGGUGGUGCAAUGCAGCUAACCUUUCGCAAGAUGGCAUUUGACUAUUACCCCUUCCACUGGGCAGGUGAUAGCUGUAAACAUUGGGUGCGUCACUGUGAGGCCAUGGAGACCCGAGGCCAGUGGGCCCAGAAGCUGGUGACAGAAUUUCAGAGUAAGAUGGAGAAGUGGCAUGAGGAGACAGAUCUGAAACCACCCUGGCACCUGGGGGUAGACUCUUCCUUCCGGAGGAAAGCAGAUUCUUUCUCCAGUCCUCGAAAGAACCCCCUUGAAAGAAGCCCUUCUCAGGGCCGGCAGACAGUCUUUCGGCCUCCAGCAUGGAAUCGCCUGCGCUCUAGCUGCUUGGUCAUAAGGGUGGAUGACUUGGACAUCCACCAGGUUUCAACAGCUGGACAGCCCAGUAAGAAGCCAUCGACACUCCUGUCCUGCAGUCGGAAGCUUCACAACCUCCCUACUCAGGUCUCUGCCAUUCAUAUUGAGUUCACAGAGUAUUACUUCCCUGAUAAUCAGGAGCUGCCAGUUCCCUGUCCCAAUCUUUACAUUCAGCUAAAUGGUCUGACAUUUACUGUGGAUCCUGUCAGCUUACUCUGGGGAAACCUCUUCUGCCUGGAUUUGUACCGCAGCUUGGAGCAGUUCAAAGCUAUCUACAAGCUGGAAGAUUCCUGCCAGAAAGAUGAACAUCUGGACAUCCGCCUGGAUGCCUUCUGGUUGAAGGUGAGCUUCCCGCUGGAGAGGAGAGAGCGGGCUGUGUUGCAUCGUCCCCAGUCCCUUGUCCUGUGUGCAUCAGGCAUGACUGCCACCAAUACCCGUCAUGCUCCACACUGUAGCCGUCCAGACCUCCAGAGUCUCUUCCGGGGUUUUGCUGCUACUGAGUUCUUUCAUUCCAGUUAUGUUCAGUUUCCCAAGGUACCAGGUGGCUUCAGCCUUCUGCACAUGUUUUUUAUGGAUCACGCCUUCCAGAUGGAUUCCUGCCUCCCACAGUCUAGUGUCCUCCCCCCUCAGAGGCUUAAGGCUUCCCAGGACCUCUGGUCCAUCCACUUCACCCAGAUCUCCUUGGACUUUGAGGGAACAGAGAACUUCAAAGGCCACACUCUGAACUUUGUGGCCGCCUUCCCCUUGUCCAUUUGGGCCUGCCUACCCCUCCGCUGGCAACAAAUGCAGGCACGAAAGCUCCGUAUGGCCACAGAAGGGAGGCUGAAACCGUCCGCCAGCUUUGGCAGUCCUGUCCAUUCUGAGGUCCUUGCGCCUGACACUGUGUCCCAUCAGAGGUCAAAGACUGAGCAUGAUUUGAAAAGCCUGUCAGGCCUUCCGGAAGUCAUGGAGAUCCUGAAAGAAGGCAGCGGUGGUGUGGACAGCAAAGGGCCUCUGAUGGAGCUGGAGGACACGGCGGGCGUGCAUGUGCUUGUGCACUCCCCUGCGCAUGUCCGCCUGCGGCUUGACCACUACCAGUACCUGGCUCUCCUUCGCCUGAAGGAGGUGCUGCAGGGUCUGCAGGAGCAGCUGACUAAGGAUACAGAGGCCAUGACUGGGGCUCCCCUGCAGAACCAGACAGCCUGCAUUGGCAUCCUCUUCCCCAGCGCGGAGGUGGCUCUGCUCAUGCAUCCUCCCCCUGGGGCUGAUGAGGCUGACUCUGAGGGUUCAGAUACUACCAGCCUCAUAGAUUCAGAGCUGUCUGCUUCAGAGGACCGGGAGCUGAAGUCUGACGCCUCCUCAGAACAGGGCCCAGCAAGCCCCAAGAAGGUUCUGGAAGACGGUGGCAUUGAACAUCUGGAUGCAUCCCAGGACAGGCCACUGCCUCUCCACAGCAAUGGAGAAGUACAGGAUGCAGGGUCUCUUGCCCAGCAGGAGGCAGGGAAGGGCCACGAGGCAGUUGAUUCCUUACAAGCCAAGAGACUGAGCAGAGCCCAAGCAUCUGACUCACCAGCUGAGUUGAAGCCCCCAGGGAGCAGGGAUUCUGCUGUGAAUGGUCAGGGCGAGCUCAUCCCUUUGAAGAAUAUAGAGGGAGAAUUAUCUAGUGCUAUUCACAUGACCAAGGAUGCCACCAAGGAGGCACUGCAUGCCACCAUGGACCUCACCAAGGAAGCUAUGUCCCUGACCAAGGAUGCCUUCAGUCUGGGCAGAGACCGAAUGACCUCCACCAUGCACAAGAUGCUGUCUCUGCCACCGGCCAAGGAGCCUGUGGCCAAGGUAGAUGAAGGGGUGGCAGCCCCUGUAAGUGGAGGUGCUGCCCGACUCCGAUUUUUCUCCAUGAAGAGGACAGUAUCCCAGCAGUCAUUUGAUGGCGUCUCGUUGGAUAACAGCGGCCCUGAAGACCGGAUUUCGGUGGACAGUGACGGCAGUGAGAGCUUUGUGAUGCUCUUGGAGUCUGAGUCUGGUCCAGAAUCUCUUCCCCCGGGACCUCUUCCCAAUGCUGUGGACAGCGCUGGUGUUCAGGGGAGCCCUGCUGUGGACAGUUAUGGCCAGGGGUCACCGGAGGCCACUAGUUCGGUCUCCCCCAGUGGGGAUGCCCUCAGUCUCCACCAGGUCUCAGUUCUGGUCCUGAAGGUGAAUGAGGUGUCUCUGGGGAUUGAGGUACGUGGUGAGGACCUGACUGUGGCCCUGCAAGCAGAGAAGCUGACCCUCCAGCAGCCGGGCACUAUGGGACUCUGGCAGUUCCUGCAUGGACAGUGCCCAGGCACAAACUUUCAGGACUCCUCCACUUUGCAGACUGGCCACAUCAGGCCAGCUGUGGGCCUUCGCUUUGAGGUGGGGCCUGGUGCAGCUGUUCAUUCCCCUCUGGCCACACAGAACGGCUUCCUGCAUUUGUUGCUUCAGGGCUGUGACCUUGAGCUGCUCACUUCGGUGCUCAGUGGUCUGGGGCCCUUCUUGGAAGAUGAGGAGAUCCCAGUGGUGGUUCCCAUGCAGAUUGAGCUCCUGAACUCCAGGGUCACUCUAAAGGAUGAUAUCCCCCCCAUCUACCCCACCUCGCCAGGCCCCAUCCCCAUCACUCUGUCUGUGGAGCACGCCGUGCUGAGUCGGAGUGACGAUGGUGUCUUCCACAUAGGCGGGGCUGCUCAAGACAGACCAUCAGCCAAAGCAUCUAAGAGUGAGAAGCAGCAGCCCCCCAAAGAACAGGUGUUUUUGGUGCCCAGCGGGGAGGCUUUUGGUCCACAGGUGAAUGAACUACCUACCCUACAAAAGGAACUUAUAGAAACUAAACAAGCAUUGGCUCAAGCCAACCAGGAUAAAGAAAAACUUCUUGAAGAGAUUAGGAAGUAUAACCCCCUCUUCGAGCUCUGACAGCAGCGGCUCAGCCGUCUUUGCCGAGGAGAGAGGAUCACCAGCAGCCGCACCACCUGUGACAGACUCGCCCAGUGCUGGACAAGCCGGCUGGGGCGCGCAGCUCGCUCCUGGCGGCGUCCUUUCUACUAGCGGUCCUGACUUGGAUGGAAGAUGGGGCAAAGCAUGCCCACGUUCCGGGCCUCUUUGUGUGUGGCUCAGGCAUCACGUCUCGCCUGUCCUCUUGGCCCUCAGCACACUAGGUGGAAUCUUCUCAACACUGUAGGGUCAUUUCACCGCCUGGUUUCAUGGCAGAGACCUUUGCUUGCUCCACAACCUGUGUGAACAGGGCAGAGUCCCCAUCUCCUCGGUCAGUCACCCACAGAGUCACCAAAGGUUCUGUGUCUCAGAGUUUGAUUUCUGUAGUGGACCUGAGAAGUGUCGCGGCAGUAGAAUGGAACAGGAAGUAGCCAGCAAGGCGGGAGCCAGGGGAGGCACAGAAAUCAGUGAGACAUGGAUUCUGCCUUGUUUGGGAAGGAAACUAAGCUCCUGUCAUCUUGGCUGAUGUUACAAUCAGAUUGUUCAGGGUUAAGCUUCCUCUCUGUCAUGCCUGUCAUUGUUGUGAUGCUGUGGUAGGAAGUAAACAACAGUAGCAGCUCACUUGUAUCAUCUCUCCCGUCUGUAACGCAGUUUGUUUGAAAUUUAAAUCAAGAAACGGUUCACUCUGGGCUAGGUUGAGGUCAUGGCUUGGUGGGGAUCAUAGGAGAGCUUGGUUCCUUCUGAACCCACUAUUGCCAGCCGUGUCCUGUCUCUCUUCCACAGCUGCCCCUCACAGGUUUUUUCCUGUCUCCCUGGGGUCCCUGGCACAUCAGCGUUUCCAGCACUAUGACUUCCUACCAGCAAUCUCCUUAGCCCUUGGUGGUGUCAGAACUGAAAAUGUGUUUUAUACGGUAACAUAAACAUCUCAGCUAGUUGCCUCUCACCUGCCUCUAUCACUGUGGCUUUUUAAAAUCAUGUUAUUUUGACUUUUAAGUAAAAAAAAAACAAAACACAAAACCCUUCAACCUAACUAGGUUUUGCCCUGACUGCUGAGUUAUUUCCCCCUAUUUCUUUCCUACUUAAUUCCUCCCCAACACUCUAUCUUCAUCCAUACUGCUCUGUGCUGUGCUUCAAGCUCUGUUGAUUGGACAGAAGUUCAUCAGCAAACUCACCUUGAAUUGGCGAGAUGGUAAAAUGAUGAUUUAGUAGUGUCACUAAAGUCUUAAUCAUACAUGACCUACUAGAGGAAAGAUAAAAUGGUUUCCUUUAUGGGGAAUCAUGCCUGACUUGUACAUUCUAGUUUUUUGAUGAUAAAAAGAAAUAUACAUUCAAGAAGGAAAGAUCUAAUUUGCUCAGACUUUUAAAGACUUUUUGUUGUGAUUUUCCACUAAGACAAUUUUAAAAACAGCAAUUACUAUGAGUUUAUGGGAAUAUCCUCUCAUGCUUAGGAAACAACUGAGAGACUUAAGAAUAAACAUCUUUCUGAGAGAAUGUUAACAGGGUAAGUUCCCUGUCGGUUGAUGCUUGGUUUAACCUUAUUUAAGAAUUUUAUAAAUAACCUGAAAGUAGGAUAUUACAAUACAGUCAAAUGUCACUACUUCCAGGCAGUGAAGAUAAACCAGAGGAGAUUAAAAAAAAAUUGCAGAAGAUUCACAGACUGGGCUGUGAAUACUCAGGAAAGUGUCAGGUGAGAUUCUCUGUAGGUUAGUGUGAAACAGUGCCCUAACAGGAGAAUCAGCAAUCACUGAGACAGUGAGCUCUGGAAAGAGCUCAGGAAAGAAAUCUAAGCAUUGCCAUGAGGGAAGAGGGAUCAGAGUGCUGCAGGGCGUGUGGAGCCAACGCAGAAAAUAGCAUCUCAUGAAAGACCGUGGUAACGCCUUAAGUGAUCUGUGCACUUCUAGGGACCUUACUUACAAAGUAUGUGGUAAAAGGAGAAAAGGUCUAGAGAACAGCAAAAAUCAUCAGGGGUGGAGGUAUACAUCUUUAAAAUGUGAGCUCCAGUUCUGAAAAGGAUGAAAGCGGAGGGUAGUGUUAGGUCAGGUAUUCAGUCAAGAUCCAGGACAUGUGCUUCGGGUCCCAAAAUACUAGGGCUGGCCCUUGCAGCCUUAGCACCUACAAGCACUUCUUGUAGCAAAUCAGAAACUCCUAGGGCUCUCUGUUCAAGAAGUGGUGCUGUAAGAAACUGUAUGGGUGCAGAAGGUUUAAGAGGAAUCCUUGCAUGAUGACUUUCCAAAAGGAAUUAUAGGAAACUAGGGUUAUUUGGUGAUACACAACAGAGUUACCCACUGCAUCCCUCCACAGACUCCCCUUUAAGUGCUUCUGUCAAAGGCAGAAUGAUGAACAAAAAGGAUCACUGGUCCUCUCCAGUGUGGUGUGUCUAAUGUUCUUAGAGGGGACAGAGGAAGAGCCAGUAGCCAGGAGAUAGAAUUAUCCAACCCAGCGUUCACCUGCAUUGGUCUAAAAUUGCACUCUGGUCCUCUUCCCUUCCCCUGCUUUCCUGCCCUCCCCAUCCCUCCACGCAGAGAAUUGCCUGGUAUACUUUAAGUAUGCGCUUAGUAGGAGGCAAGAGAAAUCUGGCAAGCGCCGAGGCUCACCCCUUAAUAACCAGAGCUCACUCAGGUUUCUGGGCUCUCUGGCGCUCUUGUCCAUGUGACAAAUGUAGCCCUAGAAUUUGAAUUUCCUUAUGUGACCAGCUUUGGCCAUUGUCUUGAAGUUCCUCCCUCAGGAAAUAUGGUAGAGGGUCAGCAUCCCAUGGAAUUUUAGUGAAAGUCAUCUUGUAUAACUUCAUACUCCUAUUCACUGGGGGAAGAAAACCUUUCAUAAUGAAGAAAUGUGAUCUUGUUGGUAGUCCUCAGGAUAAAUGAAAAGGAUGGAAGGAAAGAAAUAGUAGUAUCAGCUCCUUUGGACUGCUGACGAUUUCUGCCUUGGAGCUUUAAGACUGUGAACACGAAAUAAUAAUACCUCAAGAAAAUGUCUGGAGUGAAACACCACUAUCCAAGAGACUUCCACCAGCGCAGUCAGCGUGUCAGCUGUGAAGCGUUUACACCUUGUGUUACCUGUGACUGUCUAGAUUUCCUGUUUACGAGGAGGUACUGGAGAUAUGCUUUAGUGUACAUGGACUGGUUUAAAUCUCUCAGCGAAGCUGCAGGGGUGGUUAUCAAUCUCAAAUUCUGUUUUUAAGUCACUGGAAUCAUUAAGCUAGUUUAUUAGACCUAAGAAGAAAUGGGUUCUAGUCUAACGAUGGCUGCAUUUUGCUGUGUAUUUAAUCUGACCCUCAUUUUGCCACGGGCCUCCACCUUUAUGUACACUUUUUCAUGGUUCUGAAAGGAAUGGUUUCUGUGUUUGGAAUAUACAAGGCUUAAGGCAGCCCUCACAUACCACAUAACUGAAAUUCUUCCAUUUCACCCACUUAGGUCAGUUUUCCCAUAGGCUAGUUUAGGGUGUAGUGGAAAGAAGGUGGUUUGAACAUAGCGAUACAGGAACUUUCCAUUCCAAACCUUUAAGGUUUGUUUGUUUUCUUCCCUCCCUUAUAUAAUAUUUACCUUAACUUCAAAAACAGUUAAUAGUAAUACCACAAAAUGAUGGAAACAGCAUUGCUACACAAGCUAGUAAGAUGACAUCUGGUUACUUGAGAACUGCAAGAGCUGUGUCACUGCUUUGUGACUGACCACUCAUUAUUGUGCUUCAAGAGAUUCUAGUGUGAUUGUGAUGGCUUCUCCUUUCUGGGACUAUAACCUUCCCUGGAAUCUUCCCCUACCUCCUGCUAGAGUAGGAAUAUUCCCAUUCACCUCUGGGUAGGUACAUAUAGUUGCUGUUGUUGAAUGGGGAUUAUCAUCUCCAUCUCUUACAACAGAUACAAGGGGAAAUACUCUUAGAUAACCUUAAACUGUGAGGCUUUGCUAAGUGGCUAUACUUGGGAUGUGAACUUUAGUAUCUGUAAAUUUCAGCCUUAUCCAGUAUCUCAUACUGCAAUAGGUAUAGCUCCUUGAACCACUUAAAAAGCCUCCUCUGGAGCUGAUAUGUAUUUUUAUUUAUUUGGUUUUCCCUGCAGUUUUUGGUCAAGAUUUAACCUGAGUCUUACAGUGUUUCUUUGUGGAAUGCACCACUGAAGCGUCUUCUCCACUAGCUAAGUACAUGUUUAAAGCCAUGGGUUUUAAUGCUAGACACUAAAAUCCAGAUUUGCCCAACUGUGUGUGUCUCAGCUGUUUCCCCCACUCAGGGUGCUAACCAGAAUUGGAAUCUUUACUGACAUGCUCAGGAAAGCUUCACAAGGGAAAAGCUUCAGAAGCCCUCUCCUUAAGGCACUGAAUAAUAGGAAAGAACUCUUGGGGAUUGCCCAUUGCCAAUUUUAUUACAGUAGCCUUAUUACUGCUAAUCACUGUCAGUAUAAAGUAACUCCAUUCCCCUCUACUUGAGGAAAACAAUGAGAAUGUAUCCAAUGAACUGGAAUAUUGGUCAGUAUUGAGAACUUUUAAUGUUGCAAUAUCUAAUUAAACCUUGAGUGUACUGGUUCUGUGAACCACCUGAAAAAAGCAAAUUAAACUUAUUAAACAGUA